Molecule: messenger RNA, 3981 nt
Organism: Sinocyclocheilus anshuiensis
Lineage: Eukaryota; Metazoa; Chordata; Actinopteri; Cypriniformes; Cyprinidae
Product: FYVE, RhoGEF and PH domain-containing protein 6-like
Exons: 21
Coding region: 105-3749 (1214 amino acids)
Cellular component (GO): cytoplasm
Molecular function (GO): guanyl-nucleotide exchange factor activity; metal ion binding
Source: RefSeq, a predicted model, not a curated record
UGAAAACAUCGCUUUGGAUUGUGUCGUUAAACUUCUAGAAAUGCACAAAACGGCGACAAUUUUGCUGAUGGUCACAUAUGUGUCGUGAAUAAUAUUUUGGGACGAUGAAGAGAGCAGCAGCUGGUGAUCAGAAACCACCUUUGGCACCAAAACCAAAGGUUCUCCCAGCACCGAAGCAAACAGAGCAUCCAGCUGCUUCAAAGCUGUGUGUUUACCAGCCUUCCUCAACGGCUGUUAAAUGCAAAGUUAAGCCUGAUGUGGCACCAAAGCCAUGUCUCUCCAAACUUCCCCCUUCCGCUUUCAAUUCAAAGCACCUCACAUCCAAGGUUGGCCAUCAAGCUGUUUUACAACAAAAGUCUGACAUCACAAAGACCAUUGGUGCUUUAAAUUUCAGAAAUGAAGCGCACACUGGGAAUAACAAGCCGGAGUGGGAUUACAUCAUUCCCAUCUGUGUAUGCAAUGACCGAAACUGUGCCGAUUGCUCACCAAAGGAAAACAACCAAAAUGUUCGUCAACAAAGUCCUGAUAAGUAUAAGGCAGGCAAAACCGAAGGACCCAGAAAGAACCCAUCCAAACCUCCGCUGAGAACUCCAGAAGAACAGAAGGAUUUAGUGACACCUACUUCAUCGAAGUGCAUCUCUGAACACAGUUCAUCCAAUAGUAAUCAUUUCCAUCCAACUGAAAAACCUCGGAAAACAUCCCAGAACACAGAGCCACUUAAGGCACAUCAGAGUGGUUCUGAGAUGCAAACGACCAGGAAACACCAAAACAACAUUGUUUCUAGUGUUAAUUCAUCUGUUGAUGGUGAUCCAGAACCUCUAGAAUGUCAGCAAGCACUAAAUAGUGUGCAGUAUUGUCCGUUCCCUACUAAGCCACCUGUGAAAGCACCACCAGCAGCCAUGCAGCACAAAACUAAGAAGAAACAAUCCAGCAUUGUCCUUCAGGAGUCAACAGACCUUACCAAAACAGAGCUUACCGUCUUACCUGUUGAUGUAAACAAUCCAGAUCCGUUACGGAGAGAAAGUCCUAAUAACGUGAACAUCAAUGCUGCAAGACGUUAUAGAGAGAACAAAGAUGCUCAGGCCGCAAGGGGUGCUAAAGGUACCCAGGGCAUCAGCCAGGGCGCUCCAACACCUGCCCCAUGCCAGAAGAUCCCUCAGAUGCAACAAAAUAAAACCCAGGAUGUUGGUGUACAGGCAACUGAAAAGAAAGUGCAAAAUCUGGAUGCAAUCCCUGAGGUCGUUGAGAUUUCGGUGUCAAGCGGUAAACAUCUGAAGAAGAAGACCCAAAAACCUCAAGCUGAUGGCCGCAGGCAUGAUAACAUUGGGGCUACAGAACUUUCAGUAGAUAGACUCCCUAAAAAGAAACCAGCGUCCAAAUCUCCACUGAGAAACGAUGGAAAAAAUGCUGAAGGACAUCCUCCUCUUGCAGUUGAGAAGAAGCAAGCAAGUGAUGUGCUAAACAAGAAGAGACUCAAGCCGAAAUCCAAGUCCUUAUCGUCAGCAGACAUCCUUAAACCCGAUGGCCUCAAGAAGACCUCCUUUCUUUGGAUCAUGGACUUUGACCGUGUCAAAAAGGUGCCCAAGGUAUCCGUCAAGAGUGGACAGGCCGACGAUCUCACUCCGGUUAUGAACGAGCAGCCAGUGGACACGGAGGAAAGCCAGCGCAAAAUCUGCUCUCAGAAACCGAUGCCACUGCACAAUGGACAUCCAGAUGCACUGAAACUGAGGCAAGCAGUGAAUGGGAACAUAUUAGGAGUUGAGCAGCAUGUAGAUGAAGAUCUAGACAAUGUUGGUGAAUCUGAACAUGCAUAUGAAGAUAUCACAGAAUGCGAAAACCUGCCUCCUUUUAGCACUGCAACAGCACAAAAUGCAAAUAAAUACCAAUACCAGUCUUCAAAAUAUGAGGACGAUGGUAUUUAUGAAGUUCCUGAUGUGUUCCCUGAACACUACGUAGAUGCCAAAGAGCAGCAGUUUCUUGAAAGAAAUGUGUUGGAAGAAGUGCAGGAAGUGGAUGAUACGCAUUCAGAAGAAGAUGAAGGCAGCUCAGAAGACGAGGAUAACACCGUCAAUAAAGAAAAACAGACUGAAGCGAAGAAGACCAAGGUUGCGCACAUUGUUAAUGAGAUCUUGUCUUCUGAGAAAAUAUUUGUGAAAGUUCUGAAGCUCCUCCAUGUAGAUUUUCGUGACGCGGCCUCCUGUCAGGCGGGGAAACCCGUAAUCGACGAGCGAGUCUUGAACCAGAUCUUGUGUUAUUUGCCGCAGCUGUACGAGCUCAACUGUGACCUGUUGAGAGAGCUGGAGGAACGGGUUGCUCACUGGAAUGAGCAUUGCAGUGUAGCGGACAUAUUUGUGAAGAAGGGCCCGUAUCUUAAAAUGUACUCCACUUAUAUUCGUGAGUUCGACAAGAAUGUGGCCCUUCUAGAAGAGCAGUGCCGGAAAAACCCAGCGUUUGCCAAAGCCGUCCAAGAGUUUGAGAGCCAUCCAUGCUGUGCAAACCUGGCAGUGAAACAUUACAUGCUGAAACCCAUCCAGAGAAUUCCACAGUAUCAGCUUCUCCUGACCAGUUAUUUGAACAAUCUAGAUGAAGAAUCGCCAGACUACAAAGAUGCAGAAGCUGCCCUGAUGAUAGUAAAGGAGGUGGCUAAUCAUGCAAAUGAAAUCGUAAGACACGAGGAUAACUGCCAGAAGCUGUACGAGGUUCAGUGCCACCUCACUGGGCAUCACGUGAUCGUUCAGCCAGGACGGGUUUUGUUAAAGGAAGGGAUCUUGAUGAAGCUCUCCAGGAAGGGGAUGCAGCCUCGAAUGUUAUUCUUAUUAAAUGAUAGUCUUCUGUAUACCACGCCAGUAGCAACGGGUAAUUUCAAACUGAACAACAUACUGUCAUUGGCUGAGAUGGAGGUCAGUAAACCUAGUCAGGAGGGGUAUCAAAAUGAGCUAAACAUUGAGAGUGUUGAACGAUCUUUUAUUCUGUCUGCCAGCUCUGCUGCAUGUCGAGAUGAGUGGCUUCAGGCCAUUUCCACCGCAAUCGACGAUUACACCAAGAAAGAGACCACCUUCACCUCAGUCAGAAACCCUGAGAUGGCAACCCAAGAUGUUCCAGACAGCGGGGCCCAGCUGGGAUCCAAAGCCCCGAUAUGGAUCCCGGACCUGAGGGCCACUAUGUGCAUGAUCUGCACCUGUGAGUUCACCCUCACCUGGAGACGCCACCAUUGCAGAUCCUGUGGGAAGGUUGUGUGUCAGGCCUGUUCAACUAACAAACAGCCGCUGAAAUACCUGAAGAAUCACCUUGCGCGAGUUUGCGAUCUCUGCUUCUCCACUUUGCAGCAAAAUAGUUCAGGUGACCAAGUACCCAGUAAUACACCUCUGUCACCGACUGGCAAGUCGCCUGGUGCCUAUUCCUUCAGAAAGCAGAAGAAAAUACCAGCAGCCCUUAAAGAGGUUUCGGCUAACACAGACGGAUCCUCAAUGAGCGGCUACCUGGAGAGGGCGAAGGCCAACAGAAAACAGUGGAAACGGUUCUGGUUUGUCAUCAUGAACAAAGUUCUGUACACUUAUGCUGCCAGUGAGGACGUAGCAGCUUUGGAAAGUCAGCCUCUUCUGGGAUUUUCUGUCCGAACAGAGAAACCCGAAUCUUCCCUGCAUUUUAAACUUUAUCACAAAAACACUCUGUACUACAUCUUCAGAGCGAGCGACAGCCAGAUCUGUGACAGAUGGAUUGAAGCGAUCCAGGAAGCCACGGUUCUCUAACCCUCUCUUCCUCAGCCUGUGAUGGACCUUCAUACAGAAGACACGCAUUACAUUUGAUUAAAUCUAAGGCUCACCACAUUUGCAUGUGCAGUUGCUACUAUGAAGUUGUUUCAACUGUGAAAUUAAUGUUUUUAGUUAUGAAAUACUUCUCCAUAACACAUCUGAUAAUGCAUUUGCAUAAUAUACUACAAACCCUUGCUGUUAUAUUUAUGCUUUAUGGCAAAUACACUGU